GUGGUUGAGAGCCCACUGGCCCAUGUGGGAAUCGAACCGGCAGCCUUCGAAGUUAGGAGCAUGGAGCUCUAACCGCCUGAGCCACCGGGCAGACCCUCAAGUUAUUUUUAAUACCAGCUCUCAGGACUACACAUAGCUCUCCCAACCAAUGUUCAAUUUACAGACACCCAGACAUGCUCAUUUCACGUUGAAUGUUCCCUCCCAAUUACAAUCGGUUUGUGAUCCAGAAUGGACAAUUCCAAGGCUGAUGCAGUGCUACGCAGUUGCUUCUCCCUGCCGCGAAGAGAAAUGCCUUCAAGAUGAAUCAGUCACCUUCUGGCAGAGUUAUAUAUAAUCCUGGAAACGUAACUUAUGAACAGUUCUCCCUUGACCUCAGUUUUCCUGUUCACAGACCGAGAAAAACAGUAAUACACACUGCACAUGUGUUCUGUAUAGUAGACCACAAACUCAAAGCUUUAGAAGCACAGUUUAAAGAACUGGACUUCACCAAGGAUAAUCUGACACAGAAAUUUGAACAUCAUACCAAGACGUUGGCAAGCCAAGCAGCCCAAGAUGAGCUGUGGACAGCAGUUCUGGCGCUCAAAUUCACUUCAAUGGAAUUGAAUAUCUUAUACAGCUAUGUCGUUGAAGUACUCAUCUGCUUGCACACUCAUGUGCUUGAGAAGCUUCCAGACCUGGUGAGAGGUCUUCCCACCUUAUCCUCUGUCCUUAGACGAAAAGUCAAGAAUAAGCGCAUUAGAGAUGUGUGGGAGUCUGUCCUAGAGGAGUGUGGGCUGCAAGAAGGUGAUAUCACAGCACUUUGUACCUUCUUUAUCGCACAUGGUAGCAAGUCAGAACACUACAGUGCUAACGUGAGGCAGAUGUACAUCAGGGAUGUCCCUUUCAUGAUCACCAACAUGGUAAAGAACCAGGCUCUGCGGGAUGGUUUGCUGAGGGCUAUUCAAGUCAUUGAGAAGGGGAAAGCAGUGAGAGCCCCUGAAGAGCAAAAGUCAUCCCUAAAAGAGUUGAUACCAUCAGUCAAAAACUAACCUGUUACGCUAUAACCUAGUGAUUCCAUUUCCAGUCAUUUAUCUUGCAAAUGAGAAAAAAUAUGUAUAUACAAUUUUGUUAUGGGUUUAUUUUUAUAGCACAAGUGAGGGGAGUGUUAGAGAAGUUAUGAUAAAUGGAUACAGUGGAUACUUUCUGUGUAGCCACAUAAGAGAAUGAAGAAGCUCUUUGUGUUAUUGUAUAAUGAUAUGGUGUUAUCAGUAAGAUGUAUUGUUUUAAAAUAUUUAUUUCCAAUAUAUAUUGUUAAGUGGGAAAAAGUGCAAAAACAAAUACAUACAUAGACACAUAUAAGCUAAUAUACUCAUAAACUUUAUAAACUUCUGGAGAGAUACAUAAGAAAGUAAUAACCUUGGUUGUUUUAGGGAAGAAAACUAAGAGACUAGAGAGUGAAAGGUAGGAGGAAGUCUUUUCACUGUUAAUCCAUCUUGUACAUUUUGAAUUCUGAACCAUGUGAAUGUAUCAUCUAUUAAAAGA
Molecule: messenger RNA, 1521 nt
Organism: Rhinolophus ferrumequinum (greater horseshoe bat)
Lineage: Eukaryota; Metazoa; Chordata; Mammalia; Chiroptera; Rhinolophidae
Gene: SMCO1
Product: single-pass membrane protein with coiled-coil domains 1
Exons: 3
Coding region: 300-1028 (242 amino acids)
Source: RefSeq, a predicted model, not a curated record